CAAGUCACAAUAUAAAUGUUCAUUUGCUUGUUUUGUGUUAACGCUAAUAAUACCACCACGAUAUAUAAUUAUGGAUUGGAGUAGAUGUUCCCACUUCCCACUCUCUAGACUCUCUUACGUUUUACAUUAAAUUACAUUCAGUUCCGCUCUUUCACACUAAAACCCACAUCACUUAGCAAAAGAAGCAACAUGGAUUUGAUGAUGCACAAACUCUCCUUUCUAUCACUACAUUUACUUUUAUUAUUACUACUCUGUCUCCAUCCUCUCACCAUCAUAGCCGACGGCAAUUCCACCACCGUCAUUGACCGGUGGUGCAACAAAACUCCUUACCCGAACCCAUGCAAACACUACUUCAAAAACCACAAUGGUUUUAGAUCGCCGACACAGCUAUCCGAGUUCCGAGUAAUGCUGGUCGAAGCAGCCAUGGAUCGGGCCAUAUCCGCUCGGGACAAGCUGACUCAUUUCCGGCAAAACUGUACUGACUGCCUGAAACAAGCCAUUUUGGCCGACUGCAUCAACCUCUAUGGAGACACUGUACUACAGCUAAACUGGACGCUGCAGGGCGUGUCUCCAAAAACCGGUGCUGGAAGACGGUGCACCGAUUUUGAUGCUCAGACCUGGCUGAGCACCGCACUUACUAACACCGAGACUUGCCGACGCGGCUCCUCUGAUCUCAACGUCUCAGAUUUCACCACCCCAAUCGUUUCAAACACCAGAAUCUCCCACUUAAUAAGCAACUGCCUAGCCAUCAACGGAGCCCUCUUGACCGCCGCAAAUAAUGGUACGACCACCGCAGAUCCGGAGGAUUUUCCGAUGUGGGUUUCCGGUAAAGAGAGAAAACUUCUACAGUUGCAAUCAGCGCGUGCCAUUAAAGCCAGCGUAGUGGUGGCCAAGGACAGAUCGGGACAUUUCAAGACGGUACAAGCGGCUAUUGACUUGGCUGCACGGAGAAAGGUGACGUCAGGGAGGUUUGUGAUAUACGUGAAGAAAGGGAUAUAUCAAGAAAACAUAAACGUACGUCUUAGUAACGAUAACAUAAUGUUGGUCGGAGAUGGAAUGAGAUAUACUAUUAUCACCGGAGGUUGGAGUGUCAAAGGAGGUUACACCACUUACAGUUCCGCCACUGCCGGUAUCGAGGGACUUCACUUCAUAGCCAAAGGUAUAACAUUCCGAAACACGGCGGGUCCGGCUAAGGGCCAGGCCGUGGCACUCCGGUCAUCCUCAGACCUCUCAGUCUUCUACAAAUGCUCCAUCGAAGGAUACCAAGACACACUAAUGGUCCACUCGCAACGCCAGUUUUACCGCGAGUGCUACAUCUACGGAACCGUCGAUUUCAUCUUCGGAAACGCAGCUGUCGUUUUCCAAAACUGUAUUAUCCUCCCACGCAGACCGCUCAAAGGCCAAGCCAAUGUAAUAACCGCACAAGGUCGUGCUGAUCCUUAUCAGAACACAGGGAUUUCUAUCCAUAACUCCAUAAUCCUACCGGCUCCUGAUCUAAAACCACUGGUCCGUAGCGUUAAGACGUACAUGGGCCGGCCUUGGAUGAAGUACUCACGCACCGUGGUUAUGAAGACGUAUUUGGAUAGUUUUGUGAGUCCGGUUGGGUGGUCUACGUGGGUUAAAGGUUCUACGUACGGUCUUGACACGUUGUUCUAUGCGGAGUACAAGAAUAUCGGACCGGGUUCGUCCACGAGGUGGCGUGUACGUUGGAAAGGGUUUCAUAUGUUGAGUAGAGUUUCUGAUGCAUCUGCUUUCACUGUUGGAAGGUUCAUCGCCGGUUCUACGUGGCUCCCACGCACCAGCAUACCCUUUGCUUCCGGACUCUAAAUGAAGACCGUCUUUCGUUUUCCGUGCUUAAAUUUAUAAUGAUGUAAAAUUUUGCAAUCUUGAAUAUAC
Molecule: messenger RNA, 1896 nt
Organism: Thlaspi arvense
Lineage: Eukaryota; Viridiplantae; Streptophyta; Magnoliopsida; Brassicales; Brassicaceae
Source: the annotation of a GenBank genome assembly